This is a messenger RNA of Mycena citricolor, 2210 nucleotides long. The record is from the annotation of a GenBank genome assembly. NCBI's taxonomy places the organism in Eukaryota, Fungi, Basidiomycota, Agaricomycetes, Agaricales, Mycenaceae.
GCACCCUUAACUGAUGAUUGCUCGCUUCGCUCGCAAUAAGUAUGGAUCCAGAUAUGGACACAGACACUCUCAUCGCCAUCACGGAGAGCCUCUUGAAUGCAACGCACACGCGAGAAGAUAUUCUCAAUGCACUUAUUCGCUUCGAGGGAGAUUCCGAUGCAGCGGCGCAGCUUCUGAAUCUCGAGUCUCAGACAGGCCCGAGUCGACAGAACCUCACAACCGGAAAGAAAAGGAAACGGGGAGACUUGGAUGCUUGGCUCAAACCUCAGACUGCCGCGAAGAAGCGACAAGGGACCCCCCGCCGAUCCUCAGAACCCGAGGCGUCUACCUCUCGACUCGUCCUCCGAUCUGAAGCUCCAUCACCGCGGCGCGAAACGAGGCCAGCUACAGACUUAAUGUCUGUUUUGCGACAGCCUCCGAAAAUUGAAAAGCCAAUACUUAAACUGCCUCCUCUAACGUUGAGCACACCAAAGAUGGUCGCUGAACACACUCCUUGUACACUACAUCCUUCCAUCCUGCCCCCAGAACUAGCGACGAAGCUGUUUUAUUCAAUGAUCGACGCUUCACAACAGUGGAAACGCAACAAGUGGUGGUUGUUUGAUAGAGUGGUCGAAUCCCCGCAUAAGACGUCUUUCUUUGCAAGGCGGACAAACGGUCUCAACGAAGACGCGUCCUGGCAAGAAGCAGCAAGAUUCUGGUAUAACGGACGCAUGACGGACGUCCCUCCGGUCUUUCCCCCAGAGAUGGAGGAAGCCUGCCGCAUCGUUGAGCGGGCUGUGAAUGCAGAGAUGUCGAAACGAACGCGUCACGCUCUGGAGUGGGUGGACCCGGAUGGCAAGCCUAGCUGGCGGUCAAACGUUGCAGCAUCCAACUGCUAUGAAGGCGGUAAGGAGAGCGUUGGCUGGCACUCGGAUCAGUUGACCUAUCUCGGACCCUAUGCAACUAUUGUGUCGCAAAAAUAAUUGAUUUGUUAUUGUUCCUGAGCAGGACCAAUAACAAGCGGUCAGACCAUCAGGCUGACGGUUCCCCGAUGCCAAUGGAAAAGCUCGAAUCAGUACUUAUCAGACGCUGGUCAGGCAGCAGUCAGCAAUCUAUCAUCUGGUUGUCAGUCCAUGGUCGGGUGGGGGUUGGGAAGGGGCAAACAAAAAUGGAUUUUCUCACUGACCUCCUUGUUAUUUCUUACCCCUCACAGCUUUCUGACUUCAUUUCCUUCUUUCUUUCUUACUUACUUAGCUCAUUAAUGUUCUAUGUGAUUCAAGCUUGCCAGGAUAUGCAACUCAAGGUAGGAAUUGAACUCAGGUGGCUUUCUCAUUACUUGCUCCACAAUCGGAGUGGGUACUUUACUACUAGUCUACGUGUGCAUGUAGUGACAGGUGUGAUUGUCGGGUAAGUGACAUCGGAGAAACGACACAGCCACCUGGCGCACAAUGACGCAGGCCACCAUGACGGACUCCACUCAGUUCCUUCGAGCCCUAAACUCUGUACAUCAUGUCUGCUAUUGAUUUAUUGGCUAUCUCCUUAAUUACCCAAUAUCAGAUCUGAGAACAUGCAAUCAAUUGCUGACAUUGUCUGACAAGACACUGACCAUGACUGACCAGGCCUGAGCAAUCUGAUCAGUGACCGACCGCUGCCUGAUCACAACUUAUCGCGCCUUGUCAGACCCUGAUCAGUUUGUCAGGCCUGAUAACAAAUCAAUUAUUUUUGCGACAUGCCUCGCUGAGUUUGGGUACAUGUAGAUUGUUUGGAUUACGGGAGGUAGUUCCUACUAACGAAGCGAAUACCCGCAAAGCACGCACUUUCAACGUCCCUCUGCCACAUAAUUCACUCGCUAUCAUGCAUGCAUCGUGUCAAGAAUCGUUCAAACAUUGCAUUGUCCCUCAAACCGCAAUUGACUUAUUCCGCCCAACAUAUCCUCGAUCGCCCGGAGAACCCAUUGAGCCGUCUAAAUGUCGAAUCAACAUCACGUUCCGGUUCUAUCGGCCUGAUUUUCGUCCCGAAAGUAUACCGCAUUGCAAGUGUGGCAUCCCUACCAUUCUUCGCACGGAAAUGAAAAGUAGAGGUGUGGGAAAGUCCGAUCGGUAUUGGUGGACCUGUUAUGCCGGGGCUCAGAAUGACGGCAAAGGUUGCGACUUUUGGCGUUUGAUGGAUCUGGAAGCGGAGGGAAGAGGUCAAAAACCCAAGUCCAGAUGAUGGAAUUGGCUGUGUGUGAA